Aspergillus ibericus CBS 121593 is the source of this 1667-nucleotide messenger RNA. RefSeq names its product nucleoside transmembrane transporter FUN26. The transcript has 2 exons. Gene Ontology annotation, biological process: nucleoside transmembrane transport. Gene Ontology annotation, cellular component: plasma membrane; fungal-type vacuole membrane. The coding region runs from base 111 to 1460 and encodes 449 amino acids. Gene Ontology annotation, molecular function: nicotinamide riboside transmembrane transporter activity; nucleobase transmembrane transporter activity. The record is from RefSeq and is a predicted model, not a curated record. NCBI's taxonomy places the organism in Eukaryota, Fungi, Ascomycota, Eurotiomycetes, Eurotiales, Aspergillaceae.
CGCCGCUGAUCUUCCCUGUCUCAUUCCCUUCGACCAUCAUGGGCUGAGUCUCGUACGACUUACUGUCCCGCCUCAACUUCUGAACAGGGACAAUCCGACAAACCACCACAAUGAAUCGCAUCCGGAGACUUAUCUCUCCUCGGCCGACCUAUGAGGCAAUCGAGCAGCCGGUUGACCCCGACGAUGAGAGCACCCAUUCCUCCCAUCAGCACCGGAAACAUGCCCCUUUCUCCAAAUACGAAUAUGCAGUAUUCUUCCUCCUGGGGGUGUCCAUGUUGUGGGCGUGGAACAUGUUCCUCGCUGCUGCCCCGUACUUCUACCACCGUUUCCACUCAGACGACUGGGCAGCGACUCAUUACCAACCCUCUAUAUUGAGCGUAUCCACCGUCACUAACCUAGGCUCAUCGUUCAUCCUCGCCAAGCUACAGAAGGGAGCAUCGUAUCCUAAGCGGGUCACUAUCUCUCUGCUUAUCAACAUAGUAGUGUUCACACUUCUGGCCUUCUCCACCAUCCUCAUGAAAGAUGUCGCAGUGGGCACAUACUUCGCCUUCCUGAUGUUCAUGGUCUUCGGAGCCAGUCUCGCCACAGGAAUCAACCAAAAUGGCGUAUACGCCUACGUCUCCGGUUUCGGACGAGAGGAAUACACCCAGGCCAUCAUGGGCGGUCAAGGCGUAGCGGGAGUAUUGCCCUGCAUCGUCCAGAUCCUCUCCGUGAUCUCCGUCCCCAGUAAGAAAGAAGGCCAGGCCGCGCCGCCAGAAUUCUCCAAAUCAGCAUUCGCCUACUUCAUCACAGCUACAGCCGUGUCAUCAUUCGCUCUCCUCGCCUUCCUAUCUCUCGUAAAGCGCCGCUCAGCCACCACCCUCUCCGACGCAACAGAUGACCACAGCGACUCAGGCGUCUCCGAAAAUGACCCCAGCAAGACCGUCAGCCUCUGGACCCUCUUCAAGAAGCUCCGCUUCAUGGCCACAGCUAUCUUCCUCUGCUUCACCAUCACCAUGACCUUCCCCGUCUUCACAGCGGAGAUCGAAUCCGUCCACGCUCCAACCCCCAACCGAUCUCGACUCUUCGACCAGGCCGUUUUCGUCCCCCUGGCGUUCUUCUUCUGGAAUGCAGGUGACCUCCUCGGACGUAUGCUCGUCCUGGUCCCCCGUCUCUCAUUGGUACAUCGCCCCUUGGCGCUGUUCCUCUUCUCCAUUGCGCGAGCAGGAUUCAUCCCUCUCUAUCUGCUCUGUAAUAUCCGUGGACGGGGUGCUGUCGUGGAAAGCGACUUCUUUUACCUGUUUGUUGUGCAGUUACUCUUUGGCAUCAGCAAUGGUUAUCUGGGCAGCAAUUGCAUGAUGGGCGCCGGUCAAUGGGUGUCUCCUGAGGAACGUGAACCCGCGGGUGGGUUCAUGGCAUUGAUGCUCGUUGGUGGGUUGACGGCGGGAAGCUUGAUGAGCUUUUUGGUUGCUGGUGCUUGACGGUGUGGAGGUUUAUAUCAUGUAGAUUUUAUUGCGGUCUUUCUGGUGUUGUUGCUCUAAUAUAUAGACUAGGUACUGGUGUCGUAGGUUGAGAUUACCUCGGCACGAGGUAGUCAAUUGAGCCCUUCGGAGCUAUAGUGGGUGAAUGGGUCUUCUGAAUAUAGCUAUCCAAUUAUGGGCCUGAAAGAUAUGGAACCCUCUGUCAAG